Molecule: messenger RNA, 937 nt
Organism: Artibeus jamaicensis (Jamaican fruit-eating bat)
Lineage: Eukaryota; Metazoa; Chordata; Mammalia; Chiroptera; Phyllostomidae
Product: lymphocyte antigen 6H-like
Exons: 4
Coding region: 115-567 (150 amino acids)
Biological process (GO): acetylcholine receptor signaling pathway
Cellular component (GO): plasma membrane
Molecular function (GO): acetylcholine receptor binding; acetylcholine receptor inhibitor activity
Source: RefSeq, a predicted model, not a curated record
GUAUAUGAGGGCCAGCAGGGAGGUGGGGUGGGUGCAGAUGCUGUGGCGCUGGGGGCAGCGAGUCCACAGCCAGUGCAGGCCCCCCCUGACCUCCUAGCACAGCAGCCAGGAAGCAUGAGAGGCCUCCAUCUGGUCCUGCUGGCAGUCCUGCUGUGCCCAGACCAGGCCCUGAGCCUACAGUGCUACUUCUGUGCUGCGGCCCAGACGGUUGCACAGUGCCAGGUCAUGUCCUGUGGACAGGCACAGAAUGUCUGCUUCAAGGCCAACCUGAUUGCCACCUGGCAGGAUGGACGGAAGGUCAGCGUGAAUCAAGGAGGUUGUGCCAUUUCCUGUGAGGCGGCGUCCAAGUUGAUGCAGAUGAUGUCUAAAGCAGGCCCAGGGUUGGGUCCGAUGGACACCACGGUGGAGGGGAUUGGUGCGCUGGUCCCCAAGUUAGAAGUGCAGAGUGUGUCUUGCUGUGAAAAGGACCUCUGUAAUGGGGUGUCCCGAGCAGGGCGCAGCCUCUGGGCCCUCACUGGGGGGCUCCUGCUCAGCCUGGGGCCAGCCCUCCUCUGGUCCCUGCUGUGAGGACCUGCCUCAGGCACAGAAAAGGGCCAGGGCGGUUGUGUCCACACAGCACGCACGGAGGCGCCACAACUUCUGUGCUGGCCCACGCACACACGCACACGCUCAGACCUGGGAGUGCCAGGGGCCAACAGGCUGAGCUGCACUCCUCCCAGUCCAGGGGCCCAGAGAAAGAGGGGGACCCACCCCCCGCACUGACCCGGCUGUGCCAACAAGCCUGUCUAGUUUGCCGGCACCAUCAGUUGACCUUUGACCCACAAGGCAGGGACCCCCCUGCUGGAUGGGGGCCUCUGGGACAGCUGCCCCCGCAGCUCCUCUGGCAAGUGUGCCAGUGUGCCCCCCGCCAAGAGAUAAUAAACUCUAGUAAACUCGG